Hylaeus volcanicus is the source of this 2289-nucleotide messenger RNA. RefSeq lists its product as uncharacterized. The record is from RefSeq and is a predicted model, not a curated record. Bases 129 to 2168 code for a protein of 679 amino acids. Lineage: Eukaryota; Metazoa; Arthropoda; Insecta; Hymenoptera; Colletidae. The transcript is spliced from 11 exons.
AAUUCUCACAUUCAAAUGUUUCUCGCAGUGCUGAUUACAUUUUAAAACUCGAUACAACACCAUUAGAAAAUUUAAAAAUAGUUUUACUUAAUCCAAAUGUUUUCGUUUGCUCUUACAUUUUUUUAUAGAUGGAUAGCCGUCUUACAGCCUUGGCAAAAAAGCUAAAGUCUUACAUAGUUGAUCCAACACUGGUUUCUGAACAAUUUUGGAAUGAAACGUAUGGUAAAAAACACGACCCAGCAAAAGAAGGUGUAAAGGAAGAUAACAUUGAAGAUCUUCAAUUUUUAGCUCGACAAACAAACGAUACAACAUGGAUGUCUCUUGCUGAUCGCUGGAAAAAAGCACCUUUAGAUCUUAAAUGGCUAUGCAUAUGUACAAAAGAUAAAGUUUGGUUAGCUUAUAAGUCUUUGUACCUACAAGCCCCUCUGGAUCUACGAUACAUUAGUGUCCUCACACAUGAUCCCCGCUGGUUACAUAAUUGUCGCACCUGGUGCAUGACGUGUAUGGAACAACGUCUCUUAGGAAUUGCUCGCCGUGAUCCUGCUGUAGCUCGGCCUAAUGAAUCAGCGAUGGCUUUUGAUUCCAUGAUUGAUCGUUUAGAAAAAAAACUUAGUGUAGAUGAAGAUUUCACGACUUUGUUUCAGCGUCACACUGAAACUCUUCCAUAUGAUAUUAGUUCCGUGUACCCACCCAAAGAUCAGGCUAUAAAUUUGAAAUUUAAAAUGAAAAUUAAUAGUAUUAACAACGAACUCCCACCCUACAAACAUGCUGAACAAAAGGACAAAGAUGAAUCACAUACACAGUCUAUGAAAAAUGACUCUCCCCCUAAACCUACGAUUAAAAUGUUAAAUAAGUCGUUACAAAUUUCGUCUAAAGAAGGUACUUUCUUUUCUUUAUCUCCGUUGAUUCAGUCUAGUUCCAUGUUUAUGAUGCUGUCUGAACUAAUACGUUUCUUAGCAUUGAAAAACAAUUUGAUAAAAGAUAACAUGUCGCAACCUCAACUUUUUUCGACUAAGACCGACAUUGAAAAUAAAAAAACAAUGAAAGAAGGAAACAAAACCGUUUCACUUUCAAAACGUUUGGAUUCCAAAAAAAAAACAUUAACGAUCAAAACAGACAAUCAUUUGAAGAAACAAAACAACACGGUAGAAAAAUUUGAGGAGGAAAGAAAGCAUGAACGUAAGAAAUCUGUAUCGAAAUUACUCUCACGUUUACAUCCCUUGGAAGAGUUGAAGGACAACCGCAUAUCAAGUGCAACCAGUUCCAGAGAUAUACCAGUUGCUAAAACAUUAAAUUCUCUGAUCAAAAAGCUUUCUAAGACAAUUGAAUCCAUGUCUUCAAGCGACUCCAUUUCAUCAAGCAGUGUUUCUUCGCAGUUGCUUUCCAAUCAGCUUUCUUCCAAUUUUAAAGCAACAUGUUCUGAUUCCGACACAAGUCUACGGUCGUCACGCACAAAUCUUUCUUCAAAAAAUCGUAAAAACCUGGUUCAGAAUGUGCUCGAGAGACUAAACUCACAAGAAUCGAAUGAUUCCAGAGAACAUUCUGUCAACUCUGACAGUAUAGCACUUUUCAGUACCCCAAAAAAACAUUUGAACAAAAUACAAAGCAUUAAAAAACAAAGUGAAUCGAGUGCAGUCAAAAAGGCAACGCCCGCGUCUAUUUUAAAGAGUGAAAAAACAAACACACCUAUGGUUUUCAGACUAGAAACAAAACACGUAACACAACCGAAAAUGUCUACUUUACCAUCGUUAAAAAAAAUUAAACAAUCAAAAAGUAUCACUUUUGAAGAAGGAUUACGCGAAUCCCCUAUGCAAGUUGACAUUUCACAAGAAAAUGAUCAUAAAAAAAACAGUACGAAUGAAAUGGAAAACGAAAAGCUUCAAAAAUCUGUUGAUUUCAAAUCUGUUCAACCGCCUCUUAAAACUAUCAAAAAGAAGGAUUCGAGCGCUUUCGGAAAAACGACGGACGUACCAAAGUUCAAAGCCAAAAUUUUGCCACUAAGUAAAGUUCCCCAACUUCCGAGCUCUUUAGAAGAUUCUCAAACAAAUACAUUAUUGGAGGAAACGCAUUCCAUACUAAAUGAAACAAAAGUAGCGCCACCUCGUUUAUUACUUAAAAAAGAAGCACACAAAAAAAUAGCCCCCAAACCUCCACCCAAAUUAGCUUAAGAUAGUAAUGAUAUUUUUAACUAGGUAUUCCUUAAAAAAAUAGUUUAGAACUAAGUUUUUGCAUUUCUUUAUAAAAAAAUAAACUAAGAGACACAGUCAAACAUUUAAAAUGACGGGAUUA